AUGCAGGUAUUCCCUGCAGUGUUGAGAUUAAUCAGGAACUAUUGUAAGCUGCUGGUUGCAAUCUGUCUUUUAUCAAAUGAAGUGCUGGCACUUUUUCUGUCAAGUAUUUGGGGACAUUCUAACACGCCACCCACGCUCACCAGCCCCGUGGGAACCUGUGUGGAUUCUGCCCUUGGCUGUGGGUGCCCGGCUCAUGGUGAUCCAUCUGUUCUGUGUGUCUGUUCCUUGCUGUUCCGGGCAGCAGGCUCAUACCGAGCCCCUUUUCAGCCUGGCCUGGGGGACCAGGUCUUCUUGGGAAGGAAAGCAGAGAGGAUCCAUCAAGAGUGA
Molecule: messenger RNA, 327 nt
Organism: Rangifer tarandus platyrhynchus (Svalbard reindeer)
Lineage: Eukaryota; Metazoa; Chordata; Mammalia; Artiodactyla; Cervidae
Source: the annotation of a GenBank genome assembly